UAGUGUUGGGCUCCUCCUAGACCUGUGUAAAUUGUGACCCCUGUAUGGCAGCUGCUUGGGGAACCUUUAUGAGAGCCCCGUGUCCUAAUGAGGCAGGCUCAUAGCAGCCUUCUCAGCCCCGCCCUGCCAGACCUGUUCUCUGUUUCACCACCUCCAUUCCCCAAGGCCACCCAGCACCAGCCACAGCCUGCUUGCCUGCCUACCUGGCAGUCUCAACUGUCAGGGCUCUCGGUAAAGAUCUGGGGAAGCACGGGCCAUGGAUGCCACCACAGGGGCUGUGCUCUACCACAAGCUGCAACUCUGGGAGCCUGGCAUGGAGUCAGAGGAGGAGGAAGAAGAGGAAGAAAUAGCAGAACCACUAGUCCUUUCCCUAAGGAGACUCCAAAAUACCCCCGGGAACAAGGUUGGUGGGUUGCCAGGAGCCUGGACCCGCCUGCUGGCAGGCCUGCUGCUGCUGGCUGUUAGCAGCUCCCUGGCUCUGAGGCAGCUGCAAGGUAGGAACAGCCCAAAAGGAAACUUGGGCCCUGUGGACCUUCCAGCCAGCAGACACUCCCAUCACCCUGGUGUGUACCACCACAGCGCUGUCAUCAGCCCUGCAGCCACAUGUUCCCAACUGGGCCAAGAGCUGCUUGUCGCUGGGGGCAAUGUCGUGGAUGCUGGAGUUGGAGCAGCUUUGUGUCUGGCGGUGGUGCAUCCUCAUGCAACAGGGCUAGGUGCCACAUUCUGGGGUCUCUUCUACAAUGGCUCCUCAGGAAACUCAACUGCCCUGACAGCAGGCCCAGCCCAAAUCCUGGCCCCUGGCCUGGGACUGCCCACAGCUCUGCCUGCCCUGCAUUUGCUUCAUACCCACUUCGGCCGCCUGCCCUGGUCACACCUGCUGGCCAAGCCUGCCAUGCUGGCUCAAAAGGGCUUUGAGGUAGAUGCUCCCCUGGCAAGCGCACUAGCAGCCCAGGGUACAGAGGGGCUCUGUCCACUGUUCUGCCAUACCAACGGAACCCCACUGGGUCUUGGAGCUCAAGUCACCAACCCCAGCCUGGCAGCCGUGUUGCUCCGUGAAGCCCUGGCCUCCAGCCCAGAUCUUGUUGGGAAUGCCUUGCUGAACCUGCUGGUCAGAGACCUGGGGUUAGAGUUGCCCUCUGUGCAGCCCAAGCCUUCCUUAGAGCCUGCACUGCAGCUUCCUCUGCCUCAGGGUGUGCUGUUCACUACUCCUGGCCCCUCAGCAGGCCCAGAACUUAUGGGACUGCUGGAGUCUACUCUUCACUCCAAGACACCCAGCCCUGCUUCCUGCUCAUCACCCCUGCAGACUGCUGAAACCCCAGUGAGCAGUGCCCUGGCCACUGUGGACAGCCAUGGCUCCAUGCUCCUUCUAACCUCCUCACUCAACAGCUCCUUUGGCUCUGGACAUCUGUCCCCAAGUACUGGCGUUCUUCUCAGCAACCUGGAAGCCAGCUCUGUACCUAGUACCUGGGCCUGUCCACUCAUUCUCCGUGGCAACCUAGAUGACACAGAAGACGAUAUGUUGGGGCUGGUGGCUUCAGGGAUCCCCAGAGGGGCCAAAGCCAUGGCUUGCACCUUGUUCAAUCAUCUGACAACACCCCAAACCCAACAGCAGGUCCAACAUCAAGCCCAACAAAGACCCACAGAAAGCCCUGGCAUUUGUGGCCAAGAGGCUCUACUGCAGGUAGUAGUCCAUGCAGAACACGCCCAGGUCUCCAGCAUCCCUAGUGGCUGCUGCCCCUUUCAGGGGUAUUAACAGAGGCGCAGAGGUGUCUGGAACCUAAGAGCCGGACAGAGAAGGCCUGGCAGCAAUGAAUGUAUGAAGAGAAUGUAUCUGUGAUGUGUUUGCUGCUCCAACAACCCUGCAUCCUGUUAUGCUACCUGGUUCUAGCUCUGGCAUCCAGGGCUGGUCCAACCACGUUUCCUGGUACCCUCGCUGAUGGAAUUUCUGGCUUUUUUUUUUUUUAAAAAAUCAAAUAAAGACUUAGAGGGUGAUGAAAAAGAGCUUGAGUGCAACUCACCUUCAGGAAAGUCCAGAGGAAGUCACCACUCCCUACCUAGUCUUUGGGCAGGGUAGUCAGCUCCAUCUUCCACUGGGCCAUUCCCUGCUGAUCUCUAUCAAUUGGACUGGAAGCUAAUAAAACUCAAAUAUCCCGGGACAACGUGCCUCCCGUGCUCUUUGGUUAACUUUCCUGUUACCCUUUGCAGCACAGAUGAUGAACACCAAACAUAGGGGGAGGAGCCUGGCCUGGUCUCUUUCAGCUUUCCCUGCUCCAGCCACCUUCUGCUUUCUGGGGUUCCGCCUGUGCAAGGUAAAUCUCUUAGUGUCAACGUGUAGAGCAGACGGCAGAGCAGAGGAGGGACAAUGAGUAGGAGAUGUCUCUGGGUACAGAAGGGCUGGAACUGGGCUGGCCCUGACCUUAUCUGAGGUCUCUUGAGUACAACCCUUUAGAAAUAGUUCCUCGGGCCAAGGGCAAGAACAUCCAGUAGCAAUUCUCCUACCGGACAAAGAAAAAGGUAAUUCUGAUUUAAGGUUUUGAGGGUUUGAUUUUUUUUUCAAUUAAAAAAGGCUUUCAUCUUG
This is a messenger RNA of Rattus rattus (black rat), 2578 nucleotides long. RefSeq names its product gamma-glutamyltransferase 6 (gene Ggt6). Lineage: Eukaryota; Metazoa; Chordata; Mammalia; Rodentia; Muridae. The record is from RefSeq and is a predicted model, not a curated record. The transcript has 4 exons. The coding region runs from base 257 to 1753 and encodes 498 amino acids. Gene Ontology annotation, cellular component: extracellular exosome.